GGAAUAUCAAGAAUGCCAUUGAAUAGAAAUUAUAAACCCCUUCUUUUAUCUAUCCUCGUCCGCCAUGGACGGGCGCAGAGCCCUCGUUUCGAUUCCAAUGGGAGACAAUUUCGAAGAGAUAUUGAACACCUACUUCACGAACGGAGCGGAAGUAGAGAUUAGCAGCAACGACGAUGGCUUCCGCGGCGCAUGGUACGAAGGGAAGGUGAUCCGCGCCGUGUCAAAAAAAGUCAGAAAGACUCAAAGCAAGAAGGAGAAGCGGGUGGAGGUCGUGGUGGAGUAUGAGACGCUAAUGGCUGACGAGGCCGGGAAAGUGCCUCUGCAGGAGACAGUCGACAUCGUUCAAGUCCGGCCGCGGCAGCCCCGAGAGGGCCUUCGCAGAUUCAAGUCCAGCGAGGAGGUGGACGCCUUCUACAACGAUGGAUGGUGGGAAGGCAUCGUAAUCGCUGCGCUGGAAGGCGGCAAGUACUCGGUGUUCUUCAGGGCAACCAGGGAGCAGCUGGAUUUCGCUGGAUCGGACCUCCGUCUCCACCGCGAGUGGGCCAACGGAGAAUGGAUCCCGCGUUUGGGGGAUGGAGAUGCUGAGGAAAAUAAAAUAUCAAAAGAGGAGAAACCUGACAAUGAUAUUAGUCAACAAACUUUCCAUCAAGGAAUGAUGGUCGAAGUAAGCAGUGAUGAAGAGGGUUACGAUGGUGCUUGGUUUGUUGCUACUGUCGUAAAACAACUAGACAGUGGUAAUUACAUGGUAGAGUAUCAGAGCUUAAGGAAUGAUGACGACACAGCGUUUGUGCAAGAAGAGGUUGAUCAUAUGCAUAUACGGCCAUGUCCUCCUGAUACUGGCAGAGUUAAGAGCUUCAAAGUUUUUGAUAGAGUAGAUGCUCUGUAUAAUGACGGAUGGUGGGUAGGGACGAUCUAUAAAGUUCUUAGAGGUAACAAUAAAUACAUUGUCUACUUCAGCAACACUAAAGAGGAAUUGACGUUUAAGCAAGCUGAUUUGCGGCAGCACCAGGAUUGGGUUAACAGGAAAUGGAAGAAAGCUCCCAAGGUAAGAUGACAAUUGGUUCUUUCUAUUUUGAAGUACUCCGUAAUUAGUAUUGUCUUAGCAAUCUCUUUUUUCAAUGUGUUGUAAAUUGUGUUUUCUGGUGGUUUUAUCUAGGGAGAAGGAAAAAAUAAAUCUUGGGUUUUUUAUAAGAAUAUUACUAAAAUAAAACUCAUUUACAUAAAUAUGACUGUUCAUUACUACAAUGUAGUGCUGUGGUAAUUAAAGUUCAAAACUUGAACAUGAAUUACUAUGAUUUCAUUACUACUCUAGUAAUGAAUCAUAUUUUUGUAAACCAUCUUUAUUUUGGUCAUAUUUAUGUAAUUAUUUCUAAUUGGAAUAAAUAUGCCCUUGAACUCUACAUUAGAAAACAUAUAUGUACCCCUAAAUUGUUUGGACCAAGGGCAUUGUGUUCAUUUGUUCCGAAACUCUUUUGAGGCCUUCUCUGUUAUAUGCGUGUUUGUGCACAUCUCUUUGAAUAUGGGCAUGCAUGGAUUGAAUAUAAUCUGAUUUAAGCUUGUCUUUCAGUACUUCAUAAUGAUGUUGAAAUUUGGACUGAGCUCCUUUGAUCUUCACAGGAUAAAAAAUUACCAUCUUCAAGCUCCAACAAAUCCAAGGGCUAAUGUAUGAUUACGCCUGAUCGACCUCAGCAUAUAUUCAUUUUCAGUUCGGGAAGGCCUUUAGAAUUUGGUGAAGAUUUUCAUAAUAUAGUAGUAAUAGACCUGCCGGCCUUAGUUUCCCCAAAUGUAAAACAAAGCAUAGGUUAUAUGGAAAGGCUGGAACAAGAUUAACUUCACAGUUAUUUCCAGUUCCAUAUUCUGCUCCUCUCAUUCCAAAAUGUCUGGUUAUUAGUACUCAAUUAAAUGAAUAAGUAAAAAACACCAUUUUCACUCCAA
Messenger RNA from Cuscuta epithymum, 1935 nucleotides. The record is from the annotation of a GenBank genome assembly. NCBI's taxonomy places the organism in Eukaryota, Viridiplantae, Streptophyta, Magnoliopsida, Solanales, Convolvulaceae.